This is a messenger RNA of Salvelinus fontinalis (brook trout), 3829 nucleotides long. Its product is annotated as E3 ubiquitin-protein ligase RNF115-like. The coding region runs from base 60 to 971 and encodes 303 amino acids. The transcript has 9 exons. The record is from RefSeq and is a predicted model, not a curated record. NCBI's taxonomy places the organism in Eukaryota, Metazoa, Chordata, Actinopteri, Salmoniformes, Salmonidae. Gene Ontology annotation, cellular component: cytoplasm; nucleoplasm. Gene Ontology annotation, biological process: positive regulation of DNA-templated transcription; ubiquitin-dependent protein catabolic process; protein ubiquitination. Gene Ontology annotation, molecular function: ubiquitin protein ligase activity.
ACGUCUUCCGUCGGCUUGAGCUACCAUACAGACGUCAGUGACUGUAUGCUGCCGUGAAGAUGGCGGAGGCUGCGGCGGCACCACAAAACCGUUUUUUCUGUCACUGUUGUAAAGGUGAAAUCGACCCUAAACUCCCGGAAUUCACAUGCCCCAGGUGUGAGUCCGAUUUCAUUGAGGAGGUGACAGAAGACUCCAGUCUCUUGGAGAACAGCAGCACUGCAGAGGCCAAUGAUGAUGCAGGCACACUCUUUUCAGAGCUGUGGCAGCUGCUGUUUAUGGAACGCUCUGCUCUUCUCUUGGAUCCCUCCACCUCUGAGUCUGAGUCUGACCAGAGCCAUCUACAGGCUGCCACAGUGGAGGAAGACGUAGAGGGCCCUUCUGAACUGCCUGUGGCCUCUAUGGGAGGCACAGAUCCUUUAGUGCCUGAAGCGGAACGCCCCUCUCGUCCACCUAGCCAGGGGAGGCGACAGUCCCACACGCCAGCAGUGGAGGGUAUUGUGCAGCAGUUUUUGGCUGGUCUGUUUGCCAACAAUGGAAAUCCAGGCAUCGCACCAGCUGCACUGUCUGGCAUGCUCCAUUCAAAUCCAGGGGACUAUGCCUGGGGUCAGGGAGGUCUAGACGCAGUUAUCACAGAGUUGUUAGGUCAGUUUGAGGGCACAGGACCACCUCCUGCAGAGAAGGAGAUGAUCUCAUCCCUCCCCACAGUCAACGUCUCUCAAGAACAGACAGAUAGCAGACUGGAGUGUCCAGUAUGUAGGGAGGAGUACUCCAAGGGAGAGUCUGUCAAACAGCUGCCCUGCCUCCAUUAUUUCCACAGUGACUGCAUAGUGCCAUGGCUUGAACUGCACGAUACCUGUCCUGUGUGUCGUAAAAGUCUUGACGGCGUCGACCAGAGCAUCCAGCCCCCACCAGAACCCCCAGAGCCCCUCUCCAUCAGGACAGACCCUCAGGAGGAGAGACAGGCUAUUUGAUUAGGCCUCCCUCUCUUCUACCUGUCUGGCAUCUCUUCUUCCCUUUACUCCUGAACGAGGCUCAUCUCUAUCCUCAUGCCUCGUCUUUGACCAUGCGUUUAUUGAAGGGACAUAUUUCAAUUCACCUGUGCCUCAUUGUCAAAAUUCAACUCUCCUCAAAAAUUCACUUCACAAUGCAUUUACUAGGGAACUUUGAUUGACUUUAAAAAGAUCCAAUAUGCCUGGAGUAUCACCUCACCUGUAAAUGGUUCCAACUGUUUUCUGACUGUUUUAAAAUGUUAUGGAUUCGAUUUGUCCCUUCGUAGUGGUAUUUCCCGCAGUGUUCUGAUUGGCUCUCAUUUUGUAUUCAAACCACAUGAACUGACAUCCUUGAGCCACAGGGAAGUGACAAAUGUGAUGAAAUUCAAUAAAUUGGGGGAAAUCCUAAAAGGUGAGCUGAACUCACUCUCUAGCUCUGGGCUAGAUAAUUUGCCCACUGUUCUCUCCGGCAUCUUUGGUUGCGUCCCAAUAAUCUCUCCUUUCUCCUGAAGGGUACACUUGUUCACUUCAUGGAUUUGAAAGGAAAUGACAGGUAUAUGGAAACUCCUUCCAGUCCAUGAAUGCUACACCAAUCCAAUGCUUUUACAUUUGUGGGGACUAGUGAACGAGUGCACACGUCCGUAGGAAGGAGAGGUUAUUGCAGAUUCAAAUAAUCAAAGCUGGAUGAUUAGUUGAUUAUUUGAGGGCAAAAAACAAAAUGUGCCCUUGGGGUCCCCAGGGCCGAGUUUGGGAAACCCGGGGUUUGGGAAACCCGGGGUUAUUGGAACGAAAAUACUGAGAAUCUCAAUUGCAUACUCCUCACGUCCUCUCUCCUCGCCUCCUUAUCAAAACCUAUUGGAGGAGAAGGCCAGAGGGGUGGGACAUCUGGCUUUCUCAUCCAAUGGGUUUUGAGGAUGCGAGGAGAAGACGCGAGGAGUACGCAAUUCAAAUUUUCCCAUCUCCCGCUUCCUCUUAAUCUCAUAUAGCAGUAUUUGUUAAUAAUGUCCACCUCUCUUUAUGGCCCCAAUUAAACCCUAAUACUGUGUUCUUUACACUAUCCACUUCCUUCAUGUUCUAACUUUAUGCACUUUUCUAAUGCAUUAGUCUUUUGCCUCUUUCAAUCAUUCUGUUUUUAAUACGUACAAGUCACAGCAAAAUAAUAAAUAUGUUUUUAGUAUUUGAUAAAUUAUGAUGGGCCUAUAUAUGUAUUGGUAUGUAUAUAUGAUAUAUGUGUAUAUACAUGUAGAGUACCCGUCAAGAGUUUGGACACCUACUAAUUUAAGGGUUUUUCUUUAUUUUUACUAUUUUCUACAUUUUAGAAUAAUAGUGAAGACAUCAAAACUAUGAAAUAACACAUAUGGAAUUAUGUAGUAACCAAAAAAGUGUUAAACAAAUCCAAAUAUAUUUUAGAUUUGACAUUCUUCAAAGUAGCCACCCUUUGCCUUGAUGACAGCUUUGCACACUCUUGGCAUUCUCUCAACCAGCUCCAUGAGGUAGUCACCUGGAAUGCAUUUCAAUUAACAGGCGUGCCUUGUUAAUUUGUAGAACUUCUUUCCUUCUAAAGUGUUUGAGCCAAUCAGUUGUGUUGUGACAAGGUAGGGGUGGUAUACAGAAGAUAGCCCUAUUUGGUAAAAGACCAAGUCCAUAUUAUGGCAAGAACAGUUCAAAUAAGCAAAGAGAAACGACAGUCCAUCAGUCCAACUUUGAAAGUUUCAAAAGCUUCAAGUGCAGUCACAAAAACCAUCAAGCGCUAUGAUGAAACUGUCUCUCAUGAGGACCGCCACAGGAAAGGAAGACCCAGAGUUAUCUCUGCUGCAGAGGAUAAAUUAAUUAGAGUUACCAGCCUCAGAAAUUGCAGCUCAAAUAAAUGCUUCACAGAGUUCAAGUAACAGACACAUCUAAACAUCAACUGUUCAGAGGAAACUGCGUGAAUCAGGCCUUCAUGGUUGAAUCGCUGCAAAGAAACCACUACUAAAGGACACCAAUAAGAAGAAGAGACUUGCUUGGGCCAAGAAACACAAGCAAUGGACAUUAGAAUGGUGGAAAUCUGUCCUUGGUCUGAUGAGUCCAAAUUUGAAAUGAUUGGUUCCUACCGCCAUGUCUUUGUGAGACGCAGAGUAGGUGAAUGGAUGAUCUCUGCAUGUGUGGUUCCCACCGUGAAGCAUGGAGGAGGAGGUGUGAUGUGGGGAGCUGCUUUGCUGGUGACACUGUGAUUUAUUUAGAAUUCAAUUCACACUUAACCACCAUUCUGCAGCUAUACACCAUCCCAUCUUGUUUUCACUUAGUUGGACUAUCAUUUGUUUUUCAACAGGACAAUGACCCAACACACCUCCAGGUUGUGUAAGGGCUAUUUGACCAAGAAGGAGAGUGAUGGAGUGCUGCAUCAGAUGACCUGGCCUCCACAAUCACCUGACCUCAACCCAAUUGAGAUGGUUUGGGAUGAGUUGGCCCGCAGAGUGAAGGAAAAGCAGCCAACAAGUGCUCAGCAUAUGUGGGAACUCCUUCAAGACUGCUGGAAAAGCAUUCCCGGUGAAGCUGGUUGAUGCCAAGAGUGUACAAAGCUGUCAUCAAGGCAAAGGGUGGCAACUUUGAAGAAUCUAAAAUAUAUUUUGCUUUGUUUAACACUUUAUUGGUUACUACAUGAUUCCAUGUGUUAUUUCAUAGUUGUGAUGUCUUCACUAUUAUUCUACAAUGUAGAAAAUAGUAAAAAUAAAGAAAACCCUUGAAUGAGUAGGUGUGUCCAGACUUUUGACUGAUACUGUAUAUGUUUGUUAACGAAUACAUCCGAUUGGCAAUGAGGUGAUAAGAUUGAAGAUAAUAAAAAUGGUCAAAUUCAUAAA